This is a messenger RNA of Danaus chrysippus (African queen), 1542 nucleotides long. The record is from the annotation of a GenBank genome assembly. NCBI's taxonomy places the organism in Eukaryota, Metazoa, Arthropoda, Insecta, Lepidoptera, Nymphalidae.
AUGAUCGGAAACGGCUUAAAAAACACAAACGGUACUAUGAGUUCUGAAGAAAAUGAUAACAUACCAGCUGCAAGUAAUUUCUGCAGAGAUUUUAUAAGAGGAUGUUGUCCUAGAGAUAAUUGCCGGUUUCUUCACGAAAUUCCACCGAAAGCCCGUUUGAAAGAGCUGUUUCGUUUUUGUCAUGAUUACCAAAAUAAAGGUUGCUAUAGAUCGAAUUGUAAAUUUCUCCACAUUUCAUUAGAGAAUGAGGAACAAUUCUAUGCUACCGGUGUUUUUCCUCGUGAUCUUCGUAAUGUACCAGCUAUAUGUCAAUCCACCAUCCAAGGAGCCUGUUCCAAUCAAGACUGCAAGUUUGUACAUGUAAGAGAUGCACCAUUCAGUGAGAUAGGCGCUAAGCGUAAUGCACAACAGCCAAUGUUUAAUCAUACAUUCUCCCCACAUAUAAGGGAUAAUGAUUCCCCACCAGAGGCUAAGUUUAGAAGAUAUACUAUGGAAGAACCAAAUUUGGACAACCAGACUAUGCAGCCACCAAAUAUGUGUCAGAAUUGUGAUGCAUUAAAUCAUAGAAUAAAGUUACUCCAUGAUAAUAUAAGUGUUUUGCUCAAGAAGGUAGCUGAUUUGACAGAGAAAAAUGUUCAGCUGACAUCAAUGAAUGAAUUUUUAUUAGAACAGACGGCAUCUGUAAGAAGUGAUCAGCCUUGUGUUAUAACAUCAAGACAUGGUACUUCAGCACCUGUUUCCUUGGCAACUGUAAGUGUGACACCAGUUGUCAGUCUUGCUGGAGCCAUCCCAGCACUCAUGCCUACAGCGGCCACACCAAACUUGACAUUGGCCCCAGCUGCAUCUCAAGCCCAGCUCCUCACUCCAGCUCCUCAAAUACUCACUGUUAGCACAACACAACAGCUAGUUGGAAAUUCUGGAGCUUUAAUAGUAACAAGUGCUGGAGCUCAACAGUUAAUGCAAGUCAGUGAUUCUGGCACACUCAUGGGUGGGGGUCAAACUGUUGUGGCUGUUACUCCUGCCCAGUUGACAUUAGCACCGCCUACGCAACAGUUAAUGAGCAAUGCACCACAGACGGCAGUCCAACAGCUGGUUCAAACAUCUGCUCUACAACCACAACUGGGACCACAACACCAGGCAUCCCAAUAUGCUGCUCAACAAUCAGUACAGCAUUUAGCCCAGCAGUCUGCUCAGCAUCUGGCUGCACAGCAAUCCGCUCAGCACCUUGCUGCUCAACAAUCUGCCCAACAUUUGGCUCAGUCAGCUCAACAUUUGGCUGUAGCUCAACAGUCAGCACAGCAAUUAGCUGCGCAACAAUCAGCACAACAAAUGGUGGCUCAACAAUCUGCCCAACAAGCUGCUAUGGUGGCUCAGCAGCAGUCAGCACAGCAACAGCUGGUGCCAUCGGCCCAACAACUGGUUCAUCAGACUUCAACUCAGCAAAUAACAAUUUCUAGCACUAGUCAGCCAUUGGCUUUACCAAAUUCUCAAGCUCAGCCACUGACAUUCCCUAUAAUCUCUCAGAGCAUCCUGCCCCAUUAG